This is a messenger RNA of Psammomys obesus (fat sand rat), 356 nucleotides long. RefSeq names its product serine peptidase inhibitor Kazal type 2 (gene Spink2). Bases 1 to 327 code for a protein of 108 amino acids. The record is from RefSeq and is a predicted model, not a curated record. Gene Ontology annotation, molecular function: protein binding; serine-type endopeptidase inhibitor activity. Gene Ontology annotation, biological process: negative regulation of serine-type endopeptidase activity; spermatid development. The transcript is spliced from 4 exons. NCBI's taxonomy places the organism in Eukaryota, Metazoa, Chordata, Mammalia, Rodentia, Muridae.
AUGGCCCUGGCGCUGCUGCCACUGGCGCUGCUGCUCCUGGCCACAGGUGAUACUCAAGCUGGUCGGGUGUCCAGGUCCAGCGAAGCCGGGACCAGCCCAGAGAUAAGCAAGCUAGCCUUUCCUGUUGACACUCUCGACUCCUUCAGUUAUAACCCUUCUAAAUACAGAUCACCAGACUGUACUCUCUAUGCCACUUCAGCCUGCCCCAGGAACCUCAGCCCUGUGUGUGGAAGUGACAUGAACACUUACGGGAAUGAAUGUACUCUGUGCAUGAAAAUCAGGGAGGCUAACACCCCUAUUGAAAUUGUCAAAGAUGAGCCAUGCUGAUGGGCUGCUACCGAAGAGCAGAUGGAGAA